GAUUAAUUGACAGAGAAAAAAAAAAACAAAAGGGAAAAGAAAAGCCCGCCUUCCUAGCUUGCUUGGGUGUUAACUAACAAACUAAAAAGGAAGGCAAAAUAAAAUACAUUUCCUGAAAUCUCAAAGCGCCACCACACCUCUCCCUUCCAUAUACAACACGCGCGUCUGUAUAUAGCAUAGCACCUCGCACACCAUCAUAUAUGUAAAUCGCAAUCUCUGAACGCCGUUUCAUCAUCUUCUUAAUGACGUUUCAUCGAAGAUCCAGCAGAUCCGAUAACAGAAUAGUAAAGGAAAUGACAGGGGAGGUGAUUUUGAGGAGUGAAGAAAGUGACAAGGGGAAAGGAAUGGAUCUGGAGACGUCAGAGGACGAGAAGCAGCAGCAGCAUCAGCGAAGGAAGAAGGUUAGAUCUUUGAGGAAAAAGGCAAUGAGUGCAUCCACUAAGCUCACGCAUACGCUAAGGAAGCGUGGGAAGCGUGUUGCUGAUUGCAGGUAUGCUGCGAUUACUAUCAAUGAUGUUAGAGAUGCAAAGGAGGAAGAGGCUGUCAAUGCAUUUCGCCUCGUGUUGAUCUCCAAAGACCUUCUUCCCCCUCGACAUGAUGAUUACCACACUUUAUUGAGGUUUUUGAAAGCAAGGAAAUUUGACCUUGAUAAAACGGUGCUGAUGUGGUCAGAAAUGCUCAACUGGAGAAGAGAGUACGGGGUAGAUUCGAUAAUACAGGAUUUUGUAUACGAUGAAUAUGAAGAGGUUCAAAGUUAUUAUCCUCAUGGUUACCAUGGUGUAGACAAAGCGGGUCGACCUGUUUAUAUUGAAAGAACUGGCAAAAUUGAACCAAGCAAGUUAAUGAGAGUUACCACAGUGGAGAGAUUUUUGAAAUAUCAUGUCCAGGGGUUUGAGAAGGCUUUCACUGAGAAAUUCCCUGCAUGUUCUAUAGCAGCUAAGAGGCACAUAGAUUCUACAAUAACAAUUUUGGACGUCCAUGGGCUGAACUGGAUGAGCUUCGGCAAGGUUGCUCAUGAUCUAGUUAUGCACAUGCAAAAAAUUGAUGGUGACAACUAUCCUGAGACACUACAUCAGAUGUUCAUUGUUAACGCUGGUAGUGGAUUCAAACUGCUAUGGAACACAGCAAAAGGCUUUCUUGACCCGAAGACUACUGCGAAGAUAAAUGUUCUAGGCAACAAGUUCCAAAAUAAGUUGUUGGAAGUUAUAGACUCAAGCCAACUUCCUGAAUUUCUUGGUGGAACCUGCUCAUGCCCAAAUGAAGGUGGUUGCCUAAGAUCCGACAAUGGCCCGUGGAAGGAUCCAGAAAUAAUGAAAUUGGUACAUGCUGGAGAAGCAAUAUAUUUGAGAAAAAUGAAUAGUUCUUUUGAUGAAGACGAUUUUGAAAUCAAGUUGUUUGCUUCCAAGGUUUCAAGAAGUGAAAUCUGCUCUGCUGAUUCAUGCUCGGACACGAGGCCAAAUGCCUCUGACUUCAUUCAACCAUUGCCACUUUCAGAUGAAGGAAGGAUGGGUGAUUCUGCUUCUGUCCACAGCUUGGUUGAAAACAAUGCUACCAGAGUCAAAGAUACUAGUUCAAUGAAUGAUUCAGCUAAUGAUGUUACUCCAAGAAUGCUGCUGAAGAAAUUUAUUCCUCAAACAGCAAGCCUUUUGGUGCAGUUUGUGCUCAACUUGUUACUAUGGAUGUAUCUUAAACUCCCAGGGACAGGGAGAGCUCUUUCAUCACAAAGAGACAGUCAACUGCAAAACCAGCGUGACUCACUAUUGGAAGAUUCAAGUUCUCAAGUGCAAGGUGUUUCGCAGGAAAUAAAAGAAGAACCGCUUCAUCCGUGCUGGCAGAGACUGCAAAAUUUAGAAACAAUGGUUAAUGAGCUAGGUAGCAAGCCAACCAGAAUUCCUCCUGAGAAAGAGGACAUGCUUCUUGAGUCAUUGAGUCGCAUUAAAUGUAUAGAGCAUGAUCUACAGAAGACAAAGAAAGCACUACUCGCAACUGCAUCGAGACAAGUGGAGCUCGCAGAAUCACUGGAGAGUCUAAAGGGAAACAGCUUAGCUGGAGCAGCAAACUCUUGUUGGCCAAGAAAUUGCAAGUACUUUCCUCCAGAAAGAUAGCUGCAUUUUGUUGAAAAGUGAAGUUUGCUGAUAAUUAUGAUGCAAUGCUUGAUGAUUCUUAAGAAUACAGUGACUGCUAGGUACGAAUUACCUCAGCGGAUUCAAAUGGAGUCUCUGCAAUACAUCACCUCAUCUCUGUCUGUCCAUGGGUUUACCCUCCACAGAAACAGAACGCUGCUCUUCACCCAGCCAUGAAGAUAUCAAAUUCUUUCAGAUAGGUUUGCCGACGCCCUCGCACCUGUACAAUGCUCCUCAUGUUUUUUUUCUGUACAUAGCAUGAAAACAUUAUUUCUUCGUUUCCUCAAGUUGAUACGGUAGAUUACUCAUUACUCAAUUACAUUUAGUAUUGAAUACUCAUUUUGGAAAUAGAGGCAAGAUGGAUGUAUUACAGAAAUUUUACCCUGAGGCAAUUUCGAAAUACCAUUAUACCUUUUUGACAUGAA
Molecule: messenger RNA, 2548 nt
Organism: Populus trichocarpa (black cottonwood)
Lineage: Eukaryota; Viridiplantae; Streptophyta; Magnoliopsida; Malpighiales; Salicaceae
Product: phosphatidylinositol/phosphatidylcholine transfer protein SFH9
Exons: 15
Coding region: 243-2105 (620 amino acids)
Source: RefSeq, a predicted model, not a curated record